UGAAACCCUGUCUCUACUAAAAAUACAAAAAAAUUAGCCAGGCAUGGUGGCAGGCGCCUGUAAUCCCAACUACUCGGGAGGCUGAGGUGGAGAAUUGCUUGAACCUGGGAAGCAGAGGUUGCCCUGAGCCGAGAUCGCACCACUGCACUCCAGCCUGGAUGACAGAGCACGACUCAGUCUCAGGAAAAAAAAAAAAAAUGUGAGAUACCACUUUAUACCCACAAGGUGGCCUUCAUUUAAAAAAAACAAAAAACAGAUAAGACCAGGCACGGUGGCUCACACCAUAAUCCCAGCACUUUGGGAGGCAGAGGCGGGCAGAUUACCUGAGGUCGGGAGUUCAAGACCAGCAUGACCACGGAGAAACCCCAUUUCUACUAAAAAUACAAAAUUAGCCAGGUGUGGUGGCGCAUGCCUGUAAUCCCAAGGUACUCUGGAGGCUGAGGCAGGAGAAUUGCUUGAACCCAGGAGGCAGAGGUUGCGGUGAGCUGAGCAUGCCAUUGCACUCCAGCCUGGACAACAAUAGCGAAACUCCAUCACCAAAAACAAAACAAAAAAAAAAACCCAAAAAAACAGAUAAUAAGUGUUGGCAAGGAUGUGAGUGAGGAAAUUUGAACUGUCAUAUGGUGUUGGUAGGAAUGUAAAAUGUUCAGCCACUAUGGAAAACCAUAUGGCAGUUUCUCAAAGGUUUGAUGUAGAGUUACCAUAUGACUCAGCAAUUUCAUUCCUUAAUAGUGAGAAAUGAAACCAUGUCCACAUAAACACUUGUAUGCAAAUGUUCACAGCAGCAUUAUUAAUUAUAUCCAAAAAGUGGUAAUAAACCAAAUGCCUAUCAACUGAUGAAUUAAUGUGAUAUAGCCAUACAGUGAAAUACUAUUCAGCAAUAGAAAGGAGUGAAAUAUUGAUUUGUGCUACAACAUAGAUGAACUUGAAACAUGUUAAGUGGUAGAAGCCAGGCACAAAAAUCACGAUUCCAUUUUUAUGAAAUAUCCAGAAUAGGUGAAUCCCCAUCUCUACUAAAAAUACAAAAAUUAGCCGGGCUUGGUGGCACACGCCUGUAGUCCCAGCUACUCAGGAGGCUGAGGCAGGAGAAUCGCUUGAACCCGGGAGGUGGAGGUUGUAGUGAGCUGAGUUCACACCACCGCACUCCAGCCUAGGCAACAGAGUGAGACUCCAUCUCAAAAAAAAAAAAAAAAAAAUGUCCAGAAUAGGCAAAUCUGUAGUAGGCAGCAAAUUAGCAGUCACCUAGGGAUAUGGGGAUAUGGGCACACAUGGAGAAAUGGCAAGUGGCUGUUAAUGGGCAUGGGAUUUCUUUUUGGGUGAUGAAAGUGUUCUAAAAUCGAUUAUGGUGAUCCUCAAUUCUGUGAGCUUGCUAAAAACCAUUGAAUUACAUAUUUUAAAUUGUGAGUUAUGUGGUACAUGGACUAUCUCAUUAAAGCUGCUACUUAAAAAAUGGGCUGAGCCCUUUCCCCUGGCUGGCAGCUCGCAGGCCGGGCCGCAUGAUGCCUGGAGUUACUGUAAAAGACGUGAACCAGCAGGAGUUCGUCAGAGCUCUGGCAGCCUUCCUCAAAAAGUCUGGGAAGCUGAAAGUCCCCCAAUGGGUGGACACCGUCAAGCUGGCCAAGCACAAAGAGCUUGCUCCCUACGAUGAGAACUGGUUCUACACGCAAGCUGCUUCCACGGCGUGGCACCUGUACCUCCGGGGUGGCGCUGGGGUUGGCUCCAUGACCAAGAUCUAUGGGGCACGUCAGAGAAAUGGCGUCAUGCCUGGCCACUUUAGCCGAGGCUCCAGAAGUGUGGCCCACCGGGUCCUCCAAGCCCUGGAGGGGCUAAAAAUGGUGGAAAAGGACCAAGAUGGGGGCUGCAAACUGACACCUCAGGGACAGAGAGAUCUGGACAGAAUCGCCGGACAGGUGGCAGUUGCCAACAAGAAGCAUUAGAACAAACCAUGCUGGGUUAAUAAAUUGCUUCAUUCGUUAAAAAAACAAAACAAAACA
Messenger RNA from Symphalangus syndactylus (siamang), 1994 nucleotides. RefSeq names its product small ribosomal subunit protein eS19-like. Gene Ontology annotation, molecular function: structural constituent of ribosome; RNA binding. Gene Ontology annotation, biological process: ribosomal small subunit assembly; translation. Gene Ontology annotation, cellular component: ribosome; cytosolic small ribosomal subunit. The record is from RefSeq and is a predicted model, not a curated record. NCBI's taxonomy places the organism in Eukaryota, Metazoa, Chordata, Mammalia, Primates, Hylobatidae.